UGCCCAGCAGCGGUUCAUUGUAGAGUCCAGAUUUGCUCAGAGAAAUCAUGGCUGAAACCGCUCCAGCAGCUGCCGCGACCAAAGCGGCCAAGAAGAAAUCAGCAGCUAAACGCAAGAGAACAGGCCCAAGCGUCGGCGAGCUCAUUGUUAAGGCUGUGUCCGCAUCUAAGGAGAGGAGCGGUGUGUCCCUCGCUGCCCUGAAGAAAGCGCUCGCUGCCGGUGGCUACGAUGUGGAGAAGAACAACUCCCGCGUCAAGAUCGCCGUUAAGAAUCUGGUGACUAAAGGUACCCUGGUCCAGACCAAAGGGACCGGCGCCUCCGGCUCCUUCAAGCUCAACAAGAAACAGGCCGAGACCAAGACAAAACCCGCUAAGAAAGCUGCUCCUAAAGCCAAGAAGCCCGCAGCCAAGAAACCUGCUGUCGCUAAGAAGCCCAAAACUGCAGCAACAAAGAAGCCCAAAACUGCAGCAGCAAAGAAGGCCGCCGCUAAGAAAUCGCCGAAGAAGGUGAAGAAACCAGCCGCUAAAAAGGCAACAAAGAGCCCUAAGAAGGCAAAGAAACCAGCAACUCCUAAGAAAGCAGCGAAGAGCCCGAAAAAGGCAAAGGCAGCCAAACCCAAAACGGCGAAACCUAAAGCAGCCAAGCCUAAAAAGACGGCAGCAAAAAAGAAAUAAAUUAAUUAUUUUUUUCCUUGUUUGGUUUUAUCAAAAAGGCUCUUUUAAGAGCCACCCACUCAUUUAUGGUAAAGAGCAUUAUUUCAUCGGUCUUCUGUCCAGUGAUAGUGCCAUUAGCUUUAGUUAGUGUGAGAGCAAAAUGGCCGCUUUGUUCAUGUGCAAAUGACGUUCGUAUUUUUGUGUCCAAGUGCAUUAUUUCCUUUUAAAAUAAUUUCAUAAAUUUAUCACAUCACACACUUUAUUUUACAAAAUCUACUUAGUUUGAAUUCAUUUUAGUAUAUUUAAACAAUACAUAUUAUUUUAUGUUUUAUCUCAAACCCUAAAAAUGUCAGAU
Molecule: messenger RNA, 1008 nt
Organism: Ctenopharyngodon idella (grass carp)
Lineage: Eukaryota; Metazoa; Chordata; Actinopteri; Cypriniformes; Xenocyprididae
Product: histone H1-like
Exons: 1
Coding region: 48-674 (208 amino acids)
Biological process (GO): nucleosome assembly
Cellular component (GO): nucleosome
Molecular function (GO): DNA binding; structural constituent of chromatin
Source: RefSeq, a predicted model, not a curated record